Topomyia yanbarensis is the source of this 648-nucleotide messenger RNA. RefSeq lists its product as uncharacterized. The transcript has a single exon. The coding region runs from base 1 to 648 and encodes 215 amino acids. The record is from RefSeq and is a predicted model, not a curated record. Lineage: Eukaryota; Metazoa; Arthropoda; Insecta; Diptera; Culicidae.
AUGGGAAACCCAUUAUCGCCCAUUGUCGCCGAUAUGGUUCUCAAAGACCUUCUUGACGAAGCAAUCAAAGCAGUAAACAUUCCAAUACCGAUUUUGAAAAAGUACGUUGAUGACUUAUUCCUGGCACUACCACCAAACGAAAUCGAUACCGUAAAAGCUGCCUUCAACGACGUAAACCAGUACCUCCAGUUCACCACAGAAGUAAAAGAAAACAACCGCCUUCCCUUCUUAGACAUGCUGGUAGUUCGAAAUGAGGAUCAAACAGUCAAAACAGAAUGGCACAUAAAACCGAUCGCAUCAGGAAGGUUUUUGAACUACCAUUCCUGUCAUCCUAUGCACCAAAAGAUGAAUGUGGCUUCCAACUUUGCACACAGAGCAAAAAAUCUCUCGACGAAUUGGGAAAAAUGCACAAUCAACACAGUUAUUCACCAUCAUCUCACGCAGAACGAUUACCCGAAAACACUCAUAAACAGAAUCAUAAACCGCACAUGCAAGACACUGAACAGCAAUACAGCUAUGGAGGUGAGCAGUCAAACGGAUGAAACUAAAAUUUACUGCUCACUCACCAAUGUGGAUGGACUAACACAGCGAAUAACCAAAACAUUGCGACAAGAAUAUCCACAAGUUAAAAUAACUGCUAAAACCUAA